CGGAAUUCGAUGCUACAGCUCAACUCUACUAAAGCAUAAUCCUCCUUCAAACAUGGCGACUGUUGAUGUUAGAGAAGACUCUUUCCCGUCGAGAUCCAGAGAGUUGUCGGGUCUCGUGAAUGGGGUCGCUACAAAGAUUACAUCCACCAGCUUCACCGACAAGAUCCUUCUCACUAUCUCCCAAGAAGGUCGACUUUCACAAUGGAUACAAGUUCCCUUAACAGGAUCAUCAUCUGGAGUUGUUGAGAUGAAUCUGCCCAGUUCAAACAAAGGCCUUCUUCCAUCAACACAUCUCACACCAACAACACUAUUUGGUGGAGGGGGUGAGGAGCGUGAGACUCUAGGACAGCUUUACGCAGCACAGAUUGCCAGCCAAAUUUGUCUAAGAUCGCCCGAUGACCGACGAAUACUAGUCCUUGGACUUGGACUUUCCAAAACAGACCUGGAGCGUGAGGCUUUCUUUGAUCUUUUGGAGCUUGUCCAGAAGGUAUUAUGAGUUUGGUGAAGAGGUAGCCCUUGAGAGACGUCAGCAAGAUAUGCCGUGGCCAUAAUAGUCUACCGCCAGUGUCCAGACAAGGGCUGAAACGGUUUACACCAAGGUUUAUCAAGAGAGUUUACUGGAGCUGCCAUCAUCAGACACAAAUCAUAAU
This is a messenger RNA of Fusarium redolens, 650 nucleotides long. RefSeq lists its product as uncharacterized. The coding region runs from base 53 to 496 and encodes 147 amino acids. Lineage: Eukaryota; Fungi; Ascomycota; Sordariomycetes; Hypocreales; Nectriaceae. The transcript has 2 exons. Gene Ontology annotation, biological process: proteasome assembly. The record is from RefSeq and is a predicted model, not a curated record.